GAAGCUACGUCCUUCGAUGAUCUGAACGAAGACGUGUUGCAGGUCGUCCUCGAGGAAGUGCGCCGUAACAAUAGCAAGGACUUGUUCAAUGUCUGCCUGGUUUCGCAUAGACUCUACUUGUUGGCAGCCCGACAUCUUUAUCGCGCCGUUGAGUUCGAUUUCUCAAGAAUGUCACAUCGCCGCCUAUUCUAUCGACUCGUUCAUUCUGGCACACACCAUCCGCAGAUGAUUCGCGAGAUCACCAUCACUAACGCCACACCCGAAUAUCGACAGUAUCUCAACGGAGUUUCCAUGCUCUUCUCGAAACUCACCAGUCUCUCACAACUGAACUGGAAUGGGUCGCUGAACGUCCCAGAUAUCCUUCUGGAGACGCUCAGCGGCCAGUUUCCUAAGGCUGCCCUUACUAUUCGUGUCCGACAACCCGACAUCCACGGAGCAGCAGGUUUGGAACAACCUCUCCGCUUUAUUGGAAACUUUCUUGCCGGUUCACAGUUGACCGUUCUCCAUCUCUGUCAAGCGACCGGCAACCGGCUUUAUAGCGAUUUCAAGACAGACCUGAUGGCAAUGUUGACGCGCAAUCGUGUCUUGCGAAAACUAUACAUUCAUUCCGAACUGGAUCGUAUCCAGGAGUUUCCAGAGAUGCUAGACUGCUUCCGAGGCAAAGAACUGCCUAAGCUCCAAGGCCUCUGGAUCUAUCUCAAGAACAGGCAACUUUUCACCAAACACGAGCUGUUUCUGUGGGGUGCACAAGGAGGAUGGGAAGACCUGACAUAUUUGUAUCUGUUUCAUUCUCAUCAUAUGCUCGCCUUUCUCGGACAGGCCCCUCGGUUGACCAACCUAUCUCUUUCUCCACGACAACAGGCCAACAUCGCUCAACUCGAAACGUUCUUAGACGACAACGACUACAACCCUCUGUUUGACUGCCUUAAGAGUCUGACCUUUAGAGGUAGCACCUUCUCGAACAAUCUGGCUCGCCGCCACCUAGUACCCUGGUGCAUGCUCGAACGGUUACCCAAGCUCAUGAAGCUAGAAAUCCACCGCAUGAGCUUUGUAUCCGGCAGUCCAGGUCCGCUCCUACAAACUCCGGAUGUACAGGAUGUGAUCGAGAUCCGGAGGCUCUGCCCAGAACUUACAUCCCUAUCAAUGGACCUCACACUCCAGAACAGAUCUGCAGACUGGCCAUAUGAUAUUCUGCUCGAGGUAACCCGUUUCGAGAAACUUACCCACGUCGUGUUUUAUCUGCACAUACUGGACUCCAAGAUCGCCAGAGCGUCGGUCAAUGAGUUCACAUGUUUCAGCGCACUCACACAAAUGAUUGAUGAGAUGAAGCUGAUGGAUUCUCCUAGCCCAUUAGCCUUGACUGUUGGCUUCAAGGUCGUCAGGCCGUGGAACAUUAUGGAAUCUAACUGGAACAUUCCAGAUUAUAGGUUCACAAUUCGCCGACGAGGCGAUUGGAGAUCGAUCUUGGUCCAUAAUCAGGCGGGUCAGAAGAAGAACCCCGAUUGUCUCGAUAAGAUAACUACGGAUGAAUUGGUAGCCAGGAGAAAGAUACAGUUUUCCCGAUGGUUUGGCGUCGAUAGCAAGGGGUAUCAGAAGGAGAUUCAACGUCGCUAUCGAGACGAUAGACCGGAGACAUAGAUUGGGUUGGAUAAGUUUGCAUGUUCUUUAGAAACAAAACGAUAUUCAGCGACUGCCUUGGGGUCACAUGGUCACGGAUACAAAGAACCAGAAAAUGUAGACGGGGGCAAGGAGACAAGUUUGAUGGAAUUGGAACAAGUUCAGUUUGCCAGAUUGUAGCAUACACAUAGACAUGAGACGUUAAC
Dothidotthia symphoricarpi CBS 119687 is the source of this 1823-nucleotide messenger RNA. RefSeq lists its product as uncharacterized. The coding region runs from base 226 to 1638 and encodes 470 amino acids. The transcript has a single exon. Lineage: Eukaryota; Fungi; Ascomycota; Dothideomycetes; Pleosporales; Dothidotthiaceae. The record is from RefSeq and is a predicted model, not a curated record.